This is a messenger RNA of Penicillium angulare, 825 nucleotides long. RefSeq lists its product as uncharacterized. The transcript has a single exon. The coding region runs from base 1 to 825 and encodes 274 amino acids. The record is from RefSeq and is a predicted model, not a curated record. Lineage: Eukaryota; Fungi; Ascomycota; Eurotiomycetes; Eurotiales; Aspergillaceae.
AUGUCUGCACCAACAGUAACAAAACGUGCCCGCGCAAACACUGCCGGUGACACGCUCGCCCAGUCAAGCACAGAUGCAGAGACUACACCACAACAAGCGAGCGGAGGAGUUCAACCCAGCCCCACAGAGGAGGAGUUACAGCUCUUGAAGCUCCCACAGCUAUCCGAGCUUCUAAAAAGGGCUGCGGAAAUGCAUCCGGAUGUGAACGCCAUGGUCACUGACGCGAUCAAGGAAGAACGUGAGAAGCGCCAAAAAGUAGUCAUCAAUUUUGAUCAUUAUUCUUCGUCUAUUUGGAAGUCGAUCAAUAUCACAUAUCGCUCUAUGUCAGGCUCCAAACAAUACGACAUGGCAUGGGAUGUGGCCGGCAGCGUCACUUCUACUGUUGGGAUGAUUGCACAAAAGUGCGACGCGAUGGCCAGUCCUCAAACCCGACUGAAUGGGCUAUCAGCGCUACGCAAGAUUGGCAAGACGAUUAUUCUCUCAAAUGACACGCUGGGCAGCGAGGUGCGGAAGCAGUUUCAAUCGGACCCGAGCUUGGAGAAUGCGAUGCAUGACAUUGUGUCUGCGAUGUCGGUUGAAGAAAGAGGGGCAAUCAUGGAAGAUGAUAGCGGGUCGGGCUCUCUUUGGGACAGAUUGGACGAGUUAGAGAAUCUUGCACAUGGUUACUGUGUGUUUGAAGGACUUAAGCAGGUCUUGGACUUGAUUGAAGGGAAAGACGGGGAUUACGAAGGCUCCGAUAAUGAUGAUGAAGAGCUUGAAGGUGAAGAAGAUGAGCUUGAAGAAGAUGAGUACGGGGCAACCGGCGAUGAGCGAGAUAUCUGUUAA